AUGGUAAAAAAAAUUGAGGAUUCUUUUAAUCAUGCCUAAAAACUAUAUGAGUAUUAGGAGAAGAAAAUAAGGAGGGACAAGCCAGCCUCUGAUACAUAAUUGAUGCAGAAGUUACUUCAUUCAGGAACCAUUGCAGAUAAAAUAUCAGCCUUGUCAAUAUCAAUUAAAGAACACCCAGAUCAUGCAUUAGGCUCAUUAAAUAAACUACUAGAAAUUGCUGCAUUACCUUCAAGGGAGAAAAGCUUAAAAGCCUUAUUUUAACUAAAGGAUUUAUUUGUUCAUUUAAUUUUAAAGAGAGGUGUUCCAUGCAAUUUUGAAGAAUCCAACUUAACAGAUGAAUUAUAGAAAUAUUAUUGGCAUGGAAUUAACUAAGUGUUAAUAAAGACCUGUGAAAUUCUCAUCAAGGCUUCCGAAGAUGUUUUACCAUAUGUGCGAAGACAAAUUAUUUUAAUGAUGCUUGAAUUGCAUUGUGCUCAUCCAAUCUAUACAAAGGAAUUAGUUAAGGAACUUGUCAACAAAUUCGGAGACAAAGAGAAAACUUUAGUCACUUUACUAACAAAGAAACUUUCGGGAGAAUUAUCAAAAAAACCUGCAUUAACUUAUCCAUUCUUAAAAGAGGCUUAUGGAUUCAUGUAUAGACCCAAUUUAUCCCAAGAUGCUUAGUACUAUUGCCUUAAUUUUAUUAACACCAUCAAUUUAUAAACUCAAGAAACCAGCAGUGUAGCAUAUAUGCUUAAAAUUUUCUUCAUCUUUUUCAAAAAGAUCAUGAAGAUUCCAUAAGCUGAUUAAAAAUGCUCAAAAUUAUUUAGUCAGAUUUUAAAGGGAAUUAAUAAGACACUUCCAUAUGGACAAUCAUUUUUAGAUUAAUUAAAAGAAUUAUAUAAGGAAAAUGAAAAACUCAUAUAUAAAUUAAUUGCAACAUCAGACAACUUUAAAAUAAAGAUCUAGACUCUCUAUUUUGUGUAUUAAAUUUCAGAUCUCAAUGCUCACUUUUAUAGAAGUCUUUAUGAAAUUUUGUUAUCCUAGGAAAUUCAAAGCACAAGCUUAGGCGAGUUAUUCUUUGAUUUGUUAUUUUUAUCUAUAAAACAAGAUAAUGAAAUUGUUAGAUAAAAAGCAAUCAUUAAGAGAUUACUACAAGUAUCAAUGCAUUCUAAUCUAUCAUUCACAAUUACCGCAUUGAUUUGUGUUCAAAAGCUUUGCAUAGAAAUACCAUAAUUGUUGGAAGAGACCAAUGAAGAUUAGGAGUAUCAAUAUUACAAAAGAGAUCCUUUAUUUUCAGGAGCUUCAUCAUUUUUGAAUGAAAUCAAAGCAUUUACUUCACAUUAUCAUAAUAAAGCACAAUAGAUUGCCAAGUAGAUUUUGGAUAAAGAUCAAAAUAUUUCAUAGAAGGUUAAUCCUCUUUUGGAAUAUUCAUAAAGUGCAUUUUUGGCAAAAUUUGUAGAAGCAAAAAAUAGAGUUACAAAUAGAAUAUCUAAUUUAUCAGGAUCUGUUAUUAAUGAAGAAUAGUUUAAACUAAAAUAUGAAAAAUAAAGAUAAUAGGACAAUAAACUUAAAUAAUAAAGCAAACCUUAAAGAAAAAGUAGUAUAACAAGUGAGGAUGCAUUUGCAGAUGAAUUGUUCGAGAAAGAAUUACAAAAAGGAAACUUUUCAGAUGAGGAUGAAAUAGAUUUGAGUAUGGAUGAAGAUGAUGAUGAUGAAUUAGAUUUAAAUGAAGAUGAAACCUAAAAUGAAAAUUAACCAAAAUAAAUUCCAAUGAUUAUGAGAAAGAUUUAUAAAAGACAUAAAUUGUUAAAAAAAUGA
Molecule: messenger RNA, 1800 nt
Organism: Paramecium tetraurelia
Lineage: Eukaryota; Ciliophora; Oligohymenophorea; Peniculida; Parameciidae
Exons: 4
Cellular component (GO): nucleus
Source: RefSeq, a predicted model, not a curated record